Molecule: messenger RNA, 1242 nt
Organism: Venustampulla echinocandica
Lineage: Eukaryota; Fungi; Ascomycota; Leotiomycetes; Helotiales; Pleuroascaceae
Product: putative translation elongation factor eEF-1, gamma chain
Exons: 4
Coding region: 1-1242 (413 amino acids)
Biological process (GO): translational elongation
Cellular component (GO): cytoplasm; nucleus
Molecular function (GO): translation elongation factor activity
Source: RefSeq, a predicted model, not a curated record
AUGGCACCUUUCGGAAAGCUGUACACCUACCCGGGUAACCCCCGCUCCACUGCCAUCCUCGCUGUUGCGAAGGCAAACAAUGUCGAGCUUGAGGUUGUCGAGACUGAGCCCGCCAAGGGCCUCUCUCCCGAGUACCUCAAGAUCAACAGCCUUGCAAAGGUCCCUACCUUCGUCGGUGCUGAUGGCUACACUCUCUCCGAGUCGAUUGCCAUCGCCAUCUACAUCACUUCCCAGAAUGAGAAGACCACCCUCUUAGGCAAGACCAAGCAAGACUAUGCCACCAUCCUUAAGUGGAUGUCAUUCUUCAACUCUGAAGUCCUCCCACCUCUCGGUGGCUGGUUCCGUCCUCUCAUCGGCCGUAGCCCAUACAACAGGAAGGCUGUCGAAGACUCCGCCGCCGCUACCCAGAAGGCUAUCGAUGUUCUUGAGGCGCACUUGCUUCACAACACCUACCUGGCUGGCGAGCGGGUCACUCUUGCUGACCUCUUCGCUGCUGGCAUCAUCUCCCGUGGCUUCCAGUUCUUCUUCGACAAGGAAUGGCGCGCUAAGAACCCCAACGUCACUCGUUGGUAUGAGACUGUCUACAACCAGCCCAUCUACUCUAACGUUGCCGGUGAGCUUUCUCUCAUCGAGACUGCUAUCAAGAACGUUGCCCCCAAGAAGCCAGAGCAGGCAAAGAAGGAGGCUGCACCAAAGGCUGCCCCCAAGCCAAAGCCCGCCGAGGAGGAGGAAGAGGAUGCCCCAGCUGCCCCAAAAGCUAAGCACCCUCUCGAGGCACUGCCAAAGCCAACUUUGGUUCUCGAUGAGUGGAAGCGCCAAUACUCCAACCACGAGGCCCCAGAGGCCCUUGCAUGGUUCUGGGAGAACUACAAGGCUGACGAGUAUUCCCUGUGGAAGAUCGACUAUAAGUAUAACGAUGAGCUUACCAUGGUCUUCAUGAGCGCUAACCUCGUUGGUGGGUUCUUCGCUCGUCUUGAAGGCUCCCGCAAGUACAUCUUCGGCGCUGCUUCAGUCUACGGUAAGCUCAAUGACUCUGUCAUCCAAGGUUGCUUCGUCAUCCGCGGCCAGGAUGCGGCUGCAGCUUUCGACGUCGCCCCUGACUUUGAGAGCUACGAGUUCACCAAGCUCGACGCUGCUAAGCCAGAGGACCGUGAGUUCGUUGAGGCCCAGUGGACUUGCGAGAAGCCAAUCACUGUCAAUGGCAAGGAGUACGAGUGCGCUGAUAGCCAAGUCUUCAAGUGA